AUGUCUUAUUUGAACUCAGGCGGGACUACAGUUGCGGCGGCCGCGGCUUAUAGGGCUGCCACAGCUACAAGGUUUAAUGGAAUUUCUGGGGAGGCAUUCAAAUCUCACCAUCCAUUGCACCACCAUCACUCAUCAUCACACUAUGGGGUUGGACUUGGAGCCUCUCAUGAUGCCUCUUCAGGGUUGAUGAGAUCAAGGUUUUUGCCCAAGUUGCCGACAAAGAGAAGCAUGAGAGCACCGAGAAUGCGGUGGACAAGCACACUACACGCUCGAUUUGUCCAUGCUGUGGAGCUUCUCGGUGGCCAUGAAAGAGCUACACCAAAGUCAGUUCUUGAGCUCAUGGAUGUGAAGGAUCUCACAUUAGCUCAUGUCAAAAGCCAUUUGCAGAUGUAUCGAACUGUGAAGACAACUGACAAGCCUGCUGCUUCUUCAGGCCUUUCAGAUGGAUCAGGUGAAGAUGACAUGUCUCCAAUGGGAAGCAGCGGUGGUAUGCGUCAAUUUUCAGACCAGAGAAGCCUAUCAGAUCGACCAGUGCAACAAGAUAUGGAUUACUCUUCGGCUAAUACUCUAUGGAGUAAUUCUUCAAGCAAUGGAGAACCGUGGCCACAAAACAGUGCUAACGACAUAGAAGGUUUCCGGCCCCCGAUCUUCCAGUCACAACAAAUUUCAGGAGGGUAUCAAAUUCAGGAUUGUGAUUCAACCAAAGUCAAGAACAGCUUGUCAGGAUCAUCAAAUUUAGAGUGCAAGAACCCGAGCUUGGAGUUUACAUUAGGGAGACCAGAUUGGAAUGGCAAAGGACAAGCCUAG
Molecule: messenger RNA, 807 nt
Organism: Sphenostylis stenocarpa
Lineage: Eukaryota; Viridiplantae; Streptophyta; Magnoliopsida; Fabales; Fabaceae
Source: the annotation of a GenBank genome assembly